Molecule: messenger RNA, 1007 nt
Organism: Xenopus laevis (African clawed frog)
Lineage: Eukaryota; Metazoa; Chordata; Amphibia; Anura; Pipidae
Gene: clec19a.L
Product: C-type lectin domain family 19 member A L homeolog
Exons: 5
Coding region: 182-763 (193 amino acids)
Molecular function (GO): carbohydrate binding
Source: RefSeq, a predicted model, not a curated record
AUGUGUCAGUGCUGAGAAGUGGUGAAAGAGUGAGGACCUUGGCUCUGACAGUCUGUACUUAGCAGGGGAGUGUUCAUUCCCAGCAUUACAUCUGCAUUAGGAAACGUGUUUAGUGCUCAGUAAACACAUCCGAGCCUGACUCAAGGAAGGGGCUGACAUCUUUCUAUCAUAAAGUUCCAUCAUGAGACCUUGUCUACCAACUUCGAUUCAGUGGGAUGUAUGCGCCGUUCUUGCAUUGAUUCUUCUUAAUGUUCAGGCAUUUCCGCAGACAGAGAUUAAAGUCAGUCAAGCAUUCACGGAUAUAAGUCAGCCUUUCACUUGCCCACUGUUUUGGACUGAGUAUAGUGGAAACUGCUUCAGGUUCUUCCCAAUGAAUAAAACCUGGGCUGAAGCAGACUUUUACUGCUCAGAGUUCUCACUCGGCAGGACAACUGCUAAAUUAGUUUCUAUCCACAGCUGGGAUGAAAAUGUCUUUGUCUUUGACCUUGUCAAUAGCCAAGUGACAGGAGUCCCCACAGAUAUAUGGAUAGGAUUGAGUGACAGGAGGCAGGAAGGGGAGUUUGAAUGGACAGAUGGGACACCCAAUGACUAUAAUUACUGGGAUGGAAACCAACCAGAUGAUGCGACCAACUCCAGCCCUGAAGAGGAGGACUGUGUACAGAUGUGGUACCGAUACUACAGUGCGUUGCGCUCCUGGAAUGACAACAGCUGCAAUCGUGGGUUCCCUUUUGUCUGCAAGAUACCAUCCCUCUCCAACAUGUGACUGUUGUUCUUGUCGUCACAGAAAACAAAAAAAACUUUGACUUUUUUAUGGAUAAUUGGCAACCCUACAGUAUUAAAGAAGCACAAUCUGACUUUCAGUCUAUAACCAAAGUGAUUGUCAAUAAAAAUCUUAGUUAAUGGAUGAGCCUGAACUGUGCACAUAGCAAACUAUUGAUCUAGUCACAGUGGAUGGAAACCCUAUUCGUCUGUACAAGCGUGAGACAAUAAAGGACAUUCCUGAUUUA